Molecule: messenger RNA, 1647 nt
Organism: Uranotaenia lowii
Lineage: Eukaryota; Metazoa; Arthropoda; Insecta; Diptera; Culicidae
Gene: Arglu1
Product: UPF0430 protein CG31712
Exons: 5
Coding region: 150-908 (252 amino acids)
Cellular component (GO): mitochondrion; nucleoplasm
Molecular function (GO): cadherin binding
Source: RefSeq, a predicted model, not a curated record
UAGCGAGAACCUUGCUGUACAAAAGUCAAAGAAGAAAAAUUUUCGCCAUCGCAACAACGCAUUUUCCAAUCUGGGUGAAUUUUCACGGAAUUUAGUGCAUUGUGUGCAGUGAUUAGUGGUAUCCGUAGUUCGUAAUCAGCAGCAAAAGCAUGGGAAGGUCCCGAUCUCGCAGCCGCACCCCGAAGAAGCACAAGAGCAAGCACCGGAAGCGCAGCAAAUCUCGCUCCUCGUCGCACAGCAAACACGAAUCCCAUCGUAGCUACGACAAGUACAAGGAACGCAGCUCGAAAUCAAGGAAGCGUUCGGUAUCGGAGUCUUCCGUCAGUAGCAGCAGUGGCGAUGACCAUCAUCGGCGGCACCAUCAUCAUCACCACAAAAAGAGCUCCAAGAGCCGGAAGCUGACCGAAGUCGAGCGGCUGGCCGAGAUGGAGCGACAGAGACGACAGAAGGAGGCAGAGCAAAAGAUGAUCGAAGAGGAAGCCGCCAAACGCAUCGAACUGCUGGUGAAGAAGCGGGUCGAGGAAGAGCUCGAGAAGCGCAAGGACGAAAUCGAAACCGAGGUGCAGCGUCGCGUCGAAGCCGCCAAAAAGCAGAUGGAACAGGAGAUGAUGAUGGAGCUGGAGAAACGCCGGGAGCAGGCCCGGGAGGAAGAACGCCGCCGGGAGGAAGAAGAGCUUAAAAAGCGUCAGGAGCUCGAAAAUAUUAUCGCUGAGAACAAUCGGAAAAUCGAAGAGGCCCAGCGUAAACUGGCCGAAGACCGACUCGCGAUAAUAGAAGAGCAAAGAAAGAUGGACGAAGAGCGCCAGAAGAUGCGUAAAGAGCAAGAAAAGCGCGUCAAAGAAGAACAGCGCAUGAUACUGGGCAAGAACAACUCACGUCCCAAGCUCUCGUUCUCGCUGUCCAAGUGAAAGGUAUAAACGGACACACAGAAAUAGCGCUCCCUUCCGGAGGCAGACUGUCGCUUUUUGAGUAGCUCUCGGUUUGGGGACAGUGGGGAUCCUGUUUUUGUUUAUCCAUAUGUUUCUGCGGCCUGUGGGUGACUGGCGAAUCCGUGGGCGGUUCGCGGGGUUCAGAAUUUUGUGCCACAGUAGACAUUUGUUGAACAGUAACACUGGUACCCAAACGACAGAACGCCACCACACAACAAGUGCUAGAAAGGCAAACAACAUCCCUUUAGUGGUUCGCGUUGUGUAAAGCUAAGCGUAUAUCUUAAUUCAUGUUUUUUUUUUCAUCGAAUCACGUAUCGUGAUCCAUUCUACUAGAAUGUAAUUAGAAAGUUUGACUUCCAGGCAGAGCUGGAAAUAAAAACUUUACCGAAUCUUCCUGUUAAGGUUAGAUUAUGUUCAAAAUUAUGUUCAUUUUUAUAAAAGUUUUGUGUCUUGUGAUAAAAUCAUCAUUAAAGAAGUUGAUUUUUUUUUCUAAAUUGAGCAAUAUGAUGCAAUAGUUGGUAAUAUUCCUGAGACUUCUUCAAUGGUGAUUAGUCGCAUUUAAAGUGUACAUAAGUCAAGAUUCCUCCCCGAAGGGAAUCAUUUUGCUUAGAUGAUCGAAAUUAUCGGUUUGCCAAUCCUAUUACUUACCAUAUUUAGGAUAAAACCAUUUCUUUGGUUGUGUCUAUAUUAUGAAAGUGAAAUAAAUUGAAAAUCCAUA